Messenger RNA from Centruroides sculpturatus (bark scorpion), 5102 nucleotides. It is a transcript of the gene Tbc1d8-9, whose product is annotated as TBC1 domain family member 9-like. The transcript has 29 exons. The record is from RefSeq and is a predicted model, not a curated record. Bases 179 to 3724 code for a protein of 1181 amino acids. Gene Ontology annotation, molecular function: calcium ion binding. NCBI's taxonomy places the organism in Eukaryota, Metazoa, Arthropoda, Arachnida, Scorpiones, Buthidae.
UCUUUAGUCGCUAGAGGUCACUAUUAGAGGUGGAUGUUUGUUAUCAGUAAGGUAAUGUUUGGUUGGUGAAGACGUUAUCUUUUAAUAAAAAAUAAAGAAAAACAAAUGUUCCGUCACAGUAAAUCGAGCUGGAAUAAUGAACUCUUGAUUGGAAUGUAAUUGACGAAAGAACGUAAAUAUGUGGGUAAAACCUCAAGAAGUCAUUUUAGCCAAUGCUCUUUGGGUUACAGAAAGAGCAAAUCCGUUCUUCGUUCUCCAGCGACGUAAAGGACAUGGCACGAAAGGGUUGUCUUCCUUACUGGUCGGAACUCUAGAUACCGUAUUUGAUACAAAGCCCCCACCGUACAGAAUCCUCCAUCAGACGAUAUUAUCUGAAGUUAGUUAUGUAGUGGCUUGUGCUCUGACCAGAAAUGAAAUUAUGAAAGAUUGGUUAUGGUUAGAAACUAAUCUGCUCGGAACUCUCGGAAACUUUGAUACUGAAGAGGAGGCCAUGGAGUUUGUAAAAUGCAAGAUAGAGAGUCUGUUGGCUCAGACGGGAGUGGACACAACCGUGUGCACGGAAGAAGAAAACCUGCAAUUCAAAGCUAGCAUUUCAAGGUUUUCAAAAUUAUUUAACAUGCCAAAAGAAGAGAAACUUGUAAAUUAUUAUUCUUGUAGUUACUGGAAAGGCCGGGUGCCUAGACAAGGUUGGAUGUAUCUGAGCGUCAAUCAUUUGUCCUUUUAUUCGUAUUUAUUCGGCAAAGAGACAAAACUGGUCAUUCGAUGGGCAGAUAUACUGCAUCUACAAAGAAGUAAUUCUGUUCUUUUCCCAGAGAGCAUCAGAGUGUCAACUAGAAUGAAAGACUACUACUUUUCCAUGUUUCUUAAAACUAGCGAAACAUUUGCUCUGAUGGAACAGCUAGCAAACAUAGCAAUGAAGCAGUUGAUCUGUGAAGAAAUCUUUUCAACGGAUACUGAACUUGUACAUAAGUUAAGUAAAAACGUGCCAAAGAAACCGUCCUUUUUGAAAAGAGAUUUGGAUGCCAGAGCUCAUAGCGAAGCGUACAGGAUGACAUUUCGUCUGCCAUGCAUCGAGAAACUCGAUGGAAGCACUGAAUGCACACUUUGGACACCUUACAAUAAGCAGCACGUGUGGGGGAAAUUAUAUAUUUCUAGCAAUUAUAUAUGCUUUGAGAGUCGGGUGAAAGGUCUAGUCUCUGUAGUCAUUCCUCUGCGCGAAUUAUGUUUGGUCGAGAAAAUGGAUAACAGCACUAACAGUCCUGUCGUACAGGAUGCAGUGUUGUUGACGACCAGAAGAAAAACAAAUUUCUUAUUUGCGCUGUUGUCGGACAGAGAUUUCGUUGUGGAAAAAAUAUCCGAAUUGUUGGCCAGGAUACCUGUGACAAAAGAGAUUGUUCUUUUGAGAUUUAUAAUGACUAAUGGAAGUGGAGAUAAUUUGUCUAUGAGUUCUACUGACCAAGAGACGUCAGAAAGUAAUUGGAAACUUCAACCAGCUUUGCUGACUUAUUUUUACAAAGAUGAUGCUUCUGAAAUAAAUGCCAAAGAAGCUGUUAAACAACAUCUCUGGAAUAUUCAUUUUGCCGAAUAUGGAAGAGGAAUUUGUACAUACAGAACAAGUAAGACUAGAGAAUUGGUGUUGAAAGGAAUUCCAGACAAACUGCGAGGCGAAAUAUGGCUGCAGUACAGCGGUGCUGUUAACGAAAUGGAAACAAAUCCAGGGUAUUAUAGGUGGCUAGUGGAUCAGUCGUUGGGAAAAUCAACGCUGGCCGCUGAAGAGAUUGAAAGGGAUGUUCACCGAUCUCUUCCCGAGCAUCCAGCCUUCCAGUCUUCAGUCGGAAUUGAUGCUCUGAGGCGCGUUCUGACCGCUUAUGCCUGGAGAAAUCCUAACAUUGGUUACUGUCAAGCGAUGAAUAUUGUUACGUCCGUUUUAUUGCUUUACGCAUCCGAAGAGGAAUCGUUUUGGUUAUUAGUUGCCCUCUGUGAAAGACUGUUACCUGAUUACUACAACACAAAAGUUGUUGGUGCACUUAUCGAUCAAGGUGUUCUUGAAGACCUAACAAAGGAUCAUUUACCGGAAUUGUACACUAAAUUAGAACCUCUUGGCGUAUUAUCUAUGAUAUCCCUGUCUUGGCUUCUGACUAUAUUUUUAAGUGUUAUUCCAUUCGACGCGGCAGUGAAUAUUGUUGAUUGUUUUUUCUAUGAUGGAGCAAAGGUAGUCUUUCAAGUCUCACUCUCCGUUCUCGAAGCGAAUCAAGAAGCAUUAAUGAAUUGCAAAGACGAUGGAGAAGCAAUGACCGCUCUCUGCCAAUAUUUAGGAAACAUUACGAAUGCCAAUGCCACACUUCCUCAUAUGGUGCAUAGGAAUACUUACUUACCUGCUAAUAUAAAGAGUUCAGUUAAAAAGGUCGAUAUUUCCGAACUUAUAUAUGAAUCGUAUGCAAAGUAUGGAUUCAUAUCAUCAGGAAUGAUAGAACGUCUUAGAUUGAAGCAUAGAUUAAGAGUUGUACAGAAUUUGGAAGAAACUGCAAUGAAAAGCACAGUGCGAAGCGUUUUGUCUGAUAAUUUCAUUAGUAAUUCAUUCACUCCCGCAGAAUUACAGGAACUAUUUACAGUAAUGAAGGAAGAACAACUGAGUCAACAGUAUUGGGGUAGAGGCUCGAUUGUCACAUGUCAAGAAAAAUAUGAUCCGACUCUGCCAUUUUACGAAAUGUAUCGCUUAGAUUUCGAACAGUUCAAGCGCUUUUUCACGCUCCUUUCGCCCUGGGGACAUGGUCAAAAAUACGAAUAUUUAGCUCUGAGAAUAUACAAGGUAAUGGACGAGAAUCAGGACAACCUGAUUAAUUUUCGUGAAUUGGUUCAAGCGUUCGCACUGAUGUGUCGAGCCGAUCUGAACGAACGCGUGAAAUUGAUAUACGUGGCUCAUUUAGUACCUGGGAUUCAAGAUUUUGACAUUGUCUCUCCUGGCGGUUCAGAUGACACAGAAGUAGCAACUGAAGCCGAAGAAUACUUCAGUUCUUUGGAUCAAUCAUGGAGCCCUUCUUCUGGAGAUUCUUUAUUUUCAAACAUAUCAGCUGGUCAUAGUUUAAGUAAUAAAACAAAUAAUAGCGACAUCGGUUCGAAAUGUGUGGAUUACAACAUAUCCAGUGGCUCCGUCGAUUGUUCUAUAUCAGAUUCAGGAGCAACCUCUACCACAUACAAAAAUAUUUAUAAUUAUUCUAUGAUCAAAAACAAUGGAGACAACAAGAGCAUUCCGCACAUGAGUCAGGAUCAAUUCAUUCAGUUGUUGAAGACUCUGUAUGAUAUGUUUGAAGGUCAUGCCAAUGAACAAGCUCUGUAUCAUUCAAUUGCUGUAACAGGCACCAUGCUUUUGGAGAUUGGAGAACUCGGUAAGAGCAUGAUGGAAAAGAGUGACAUAUCUUCGGACAGUCUCUUCACGGAGAGCAGACAAGCCACAGCCGUCAACAGUCCCACUAGUCCUGAAGAGAUUCCGAAUGAAGAGACCUUGGAGAGGCAGAGCAUCUCCAGCACGGAGAGUGCCACCGCAAGAUGUGACAAUAUGUGGUCUAUCAGUCUAGAGCAACUUCUGGCUACUGUUCACAUGGAACAACCCCUUAUCGAUUUCUUUAGUGAAAAAAUAGAUUUCAUGCCACAGAUAGAAAAAUAUCGUCACCGCCGGCUAGAAAGGACAACCAGUCUAUCCUCGACGUCUUCGUCUCCACCGUAAAGCUUUGCGUGUACCAUUCUCGUCGACAGUCUUCUCAUUUAUUUUCGUUUUGGCCCCGAGUGCUGUACCCGCGCCCGGAUAAGAUUUCUUGUCGUGUAGUAAUUUUAGCAUUCUAACAUAUUAGUAUCUAAUCGGUGCAUUUUAGAAGAAAUUUACAAAAUUAAUCUGAUUUUUAAAGAAAUUUUUAAAAAAUCCUGUUUAAGUCUCGUUGGAUUUAAAUUUGGCUUAAGUGAAAUCGGAAACCAAACUUCAUUUAUUUAACGGGUUCAAAUGUGGCAUUACUCGACACGGAAACAAUUAUGUACACAAUUCCUGUAUUUAUGAAGGAAAGGGAAGAAGUAAACGAAAGUGAAAUUAUUCAGUUUAUAAAUAACAAAGUGACAUUUAUAAACAAAAUUUUGUAAAUAAAUAUGUGUAAUUAUUAAUUUGUACCAUUCCACAAAAUUUUCAUUUAAAGGACAAAUGACUUUUCAUUUAUAUUUCUUGCCAAGGAGUAUUCCCAGAUGCGGAUACUUCAAUUUUUUCUAAUCCGUAUCAGUCCGAAUGGGAUUCUUUUCCAGCCGCUAACCAUGCAAACAUAAAAUCUCGAAGAUGUUAAAGCUCAUUCCUAUAUCCACGAUUGUACAAAUACGAAAAACAUCAGUCAUUACGGAAUCCAUCGACGUAGAUCUUCUCUAUAUUCGAAGCAGAAAUUACUAUUUUUCUCACAAGUAAUCGUAGCCCCAGUGUAAUUUACCGUUACGUUGAAAUGUAUGCAUUAUCCAACUAAAAUAUUUGUAAAAUUCAUCGAAAUGAAUUUCAGAAAAUCGAUUCACGAAUGGGAAAUCAGUUUUUACUAUUUCGAGUCACAUUUUCGAGUUUUGGAAGAUUGUAGAUGCUCGAGGACACUUAUUCUUCUCCGAAUCUAGAAGGAUUUGUAGGAUUCUUUUCUGGCAUCCGUUCUGAGUUGUUUCGGAAUUAAAAUUCGGCAUAAAAUAAAGGUUCUUGAUCAUUUUCCGCACCGAAUCUCCGACUCCCAAACUCAUUUUGCCCCUCACUUCAGUACUUAGCAGGGCAGAUCUGCUUCUAUAUAUAUAUACAGUAUAUAAAAGUUUUGUUGUGAUAUUCAGAAAUUGCAUACCCCAUAAAAUAAGAGAACAGUUAAUUUUGAUAUUUUUCAUAAUUUUAUGUGAUGUUUAUACAUAAAAUAUGUAUUGUUUUGUAUUAUAAUUGAUGUGAAAAAUAUGUUAACGAGUUGUGUAAUAUAUCAAUUUUUUUUGUAUGCACUUAUAAUGUUUAUUAUAUGCAAUAAUAUAAAAAUCGUUUCUAGCCAAAUUUCCCGUUGUGUUAAUGAUUAAAAAAAGAAGUAAAUUUUAUGAAAUAAAUUGAGAAUAAUCUA